AUGAUUCCUUUUUAAAAAUUAGCAUCUUUGGUAAUUCGUACAUUUUCAAAACCUUUGUCGAAUUAGAUUAAGCGAUAUGCAUUAAAUAAACACAGAUCUAGAAAGCCUUCAUUUAUAAAAGCUGCUUUUGUAUUAUUUGGAAAUUAAUACCAUAAUCUAGAAAAAUAUUUAAAUCGAAAAUCAAUUGGAAUGAAAAGUUAAGAAAUAUUUUUUAAGCCAUUGAGUGAUGAAGUAGCAUUAACUAAAGGUUAGACUUUAAUAAAUGUAGGUUCUGAUAAAUUUGCAGACAUAUUUGUUUAUGCUUGCAUUUUAGGAAUUCCUUUGAUAGAACUAUACAAAUCCUAAGCAGAUUCAGCAAAGAAGUCAUAAGAUUAAGACACUGCAUUAUUGCAAGUUUAAACUGUAAUUAUACAGACAAAAUAGAGUAAAUAAAUAUUUUGAAAGAGUAAAAUGAUAAAUUUUAAAUUCAAUAUAGCAGAAUUAUAGCAGAA
Paramecium sonneborni is the source of this 491-nucleotide messenger RNA. Lineage: Eukaryota; Ciliophora; Oligohymenophorea; Peniculida; Parameciidae. The record is from the annotation of a GenBank genome assembly.